Messenger RNA from Setaria italica (foxtail millet), 2533 nucleotides. RefSeq names its product HBS1-like protein. Lineage: Eukaryota; Viridiplantae; Streptophyta; Magnoliopsida; Poales; Poaceae. Gene Ontology annotation, molecular function: GTPase activity; GTP binding. The record is from RefSeq and is a predicted model, not a curated record. The coding region runs from base 261 to 2324 and encodes 687 amino acids. Gene Ontology annotation, biological process: translation. The transcript has 12 exons.
AUCAACACGUCGCCGUUUCCUUGUUCGAUCCCGUCGAUUUCAGGCGCCUGCUCGUCUCUUCCCCACUCCAUUGCUCGUGUUCUGGCGCUUCCCCCGCGAGCCCGCUCCUCGAUUCGAUUGAGGUCGCGUGAGCGCGCGCUUUGGAGCUCCGUGACUGCUGGGAUCCGGGCCGAUUGAGGUCGAAACAGACAAACAGUCGACUCUGAAGAUACAUGUAGCAGGAGGGGCAACAACAGAGAUAUUAGGUCUGUGCAUAAGAGAUGUUUGUUCCCAUGUUAGAUAACAGGUCUGAUCUUGAGAAGCCCUCUAUAAAUCCUGGGAUGUGGCAAUGCUCCAUUUGCACGCAUGAAAAUGAUACAAGUAAUUUAUCCUGUGAGCUAUGCGGUGUACUUCGUGAUGUGUCACUGUAUUUCAAUAAUAUCAGUGAAGCUGAAGCUGGAGCUAAACGCAGAAACAAGUAUUCUGGAGUGUCCGUAUUGGCAAGAUCUCUUUUUGCACCAUCUAGUACGAAGUCAGAGGCUAUUAUUUUCUCUGAUGGCUCCCAAGACAAUAGAAAUGCAACAGGGAAUAAGCAAGCUACCAUGGAUGCUCUGCACAAGACAUACAUGCCCAACAAAAAGCGCCACAUUAACAUAGUGCCUUUCAAGUUUGACACGCCAUCUCCUGAUGACAUGGUCACUACGGGCUUAAAAUCAUCAAGAAAUUUUAGAAAAGUUGACACAGAGGUUUUAAUUAAAGAUUCAGUUGAUGUCGCUGGAGAGAAGACGAUGGAUAGUGGUAUUCUUGUAACUGAAAAGGAUACAAGUAUGGACCCAAGUGCAUCAGCAGAGUUGGAUGAACUUGGCGGAACUAGUAGCAGUGUUCCUUCCAGUAGUCAAAAUAUAACUCUUGUUUUGGACCAUGAGCUACAGCAUUUAAGUUUGGAGAGCAAGCCGAAGAGCAGUAAACCCAAGAUUAAGAAACCGGCUUCUAUUUCACAGUACAAGCCAGAACCAUGGAUGCUCCAGAGUGAAGAUCAAGAAAUGCGUAGACAGCUAAAUCUUGCCAUUGUUGGUCAUGUCGAUUCUGGGAAAUCAACUUUAUGUGGUCGAUUACUGCAUGCUCUUGGAUUGAUUUCAAAAAAGCAGAUGCAUAAAUAUGAGAAAGAAGCUAAAGAAAAGGGGAAAGGAUCAUUUGCAUAUGCUUGGGCCAUGGAUGACAGCACUGAUGAGAGGGAGCGUGGAAUUACAAUGACUGUGGCUGUAAAAUACUUUGACACUGAGAAAUACCAUGUAGUUUUGCUCGACUCCCCUGGUCAUAAAGACUUUGUUCCUAAUAUGAUAUCUGGUGCUACACAAGCUGAUGCAGCCGUCCUAGUUGUUGAUGCGUCUAUAGGCUCAUUUGAAGCAGGCAUGGGUGUUAAUGGGAUUGGUCAAACAAAGGAGCACUCGCAACUUAUUAGGAGCUUUGGAGUUGAGAACUUGAUUGUUGCUGUUAAUAAGAUGGAUCAGGUGGAAUAUUCGAAGGACCGGUUUAAUUUUGUUAAAUCGCAACUUGGUAUCUUUCUUCGAUCAUGUGGGUUCAAAGACUCUUCAGUCACUUGGGUUCCUCUGAGUGCAAUGGCAAACGAAAACUUAGUGACUGCUGCUUCAGAUUCUCGUCUUUUGUCAUGGUACAAUGGAAAUUGUAUGCUGAAAUCCAUUGACUCGCUACCUCCUCCUCAUCAUGAUGUUUCAAGGCCACUACGCCUUCCCAUCUGUGAUGUUAUUGCAUCUAUCACACUGGGGCAGGUGGCAGUUUGCGGUAAAGUCGAGGCUGGAGGAAUCCGAACUGGUUCUAAGGUUCUUGUCAUGCCUUCCGGAGAUUUAGCUACAGUUAAAACCAUCGAGCGGGAUUCCUCUCGUUGCAGCUCAGCAAGAGCUGGGGACAACAUUGCUGUUGGUUUGCAAGGGAUCGACACCAGUCACCUUGUGUCAGGUGGAGUUAUUUGCCAUCCAGAUUUCCCCGUGCGCAUCGCUUCUCGCUUGGAGCUGAAAAUCUUGGUUCUAGAAAUCACUACACCAAUACUGGUCGGCCUUCAGUUCGAGCUGCACAUACAUCAUGCGAGGGUGUCUGCGAGCCUGGUUAAAAUACCGUCAUUGCUGGACCAGAAGACCGGCAAGGCCUCAAAGAAAAUGCCACGUCUGCUCACUGCGAAGCAGGCUGCUAUAGUUGAAGUGAAGCUGGACAAGGAAGUGUGCGUGGAAGAAUUCUCGACUCUGAAGGCGCUUGGGCGGGUGUUCCUGCGGUCUCGAGGCAACACCGUUGCGGUGGGCGUUGUGACUCGAAUUCUGGAUCAGGCUUAGAUCCCUCGACUAACCAGACAUGUCGUGUACACGGUGUAUAUCUAUCUCAUGUUACCAGUUGCUAGUCAAUAGAUCUGUGUACGCGCGGCUGUACUAACCGUAGCCGAUGGCACUAACCUAAAAGUCAGAAGAUUUAUGGCUCGAUUCUUCAGUUGUCUCGAAUGACGCUGGGCAAUGGUUGUCAGCCCAGAGCCCACCCGUUUUCUCAA